This is a messenger RNA of Lolium rigidum, 669 nucleotides long. RefSeq names its product LOB domain-containing protein 20. Gene Ontology annotation, biological process: hormone-mediated signaling pathway; positive regulation of DNA-templated transcription. Gene Ontology annotation, cellular component: nucleus. NCBI's taxonomy places the organism in Eukaryota, Viridiplantae, Streptophyta, Magnoliopsida, Poales, Poaceae. Bases 1 to 669 code for a protein of 222 amino acids. The record is from RefSeq and is a predicted model, not a curated record. The transcript has a single exon.
AUGCAGCAGGAGCCGGAGCCGCCCAGGAAGCCCGGCUCCGCGGCGACGGCGGCGAGGCAGCAGGAGGACGAGACGUCGUCGGCGGGGCCGGGCGCGCCGUGCGGGGCGUGCAAGUUCCUGCGGCGGCGGUGCGUGCCGGGGUGCGUGUUCGCGCCGCACUUCGGCGGCGGGAGGGAGCGCGGCGCGGCGCAGUUCGCGGCGGUGCACCGCGUGUUCGGGGCCAGCAACGUGGCCAAGCUGCUGUCGCGGGUGCCCGCCGCGCUGCGCCGGGACACGGCGCGCACCGUCUGCUACGAGGCGCAGGCGCGCAUCGCCGACCCCGUCUACGGCUGCGUCGGCACCAUCCUCGCCCUCCAGCACCAGGUGGCGCUCCUCCAGGGCCAGCUCUCCGUCCUGCAGUCCCAGCUCUUCAACUGCAGGCUGGCCUUCGCCGCCACCGCGCACCCGGACAGCACUACGGAGCACCUGGCGGCCUACUCCGCCGCUUCGGCGCCCAGCCAGAUGGUGAACUACGACGACCUUCCGCAGGCCCUGGAUUUCAUGGACGUGGAGCCCCAGAUGAGGGGCCUUGAGUCGCUCCAGCUUUCGCAGCCGCCGCACCGGGAGGAAGAUGACAGCCAAGGCAUGAGUCACUUCUCGGAUAAUGUAGGCCGACAACGGCAACUGUAA